AUGAAUAUCAUGUUUCCAGAAGUAGAAUUGUCUCGGGAGGUGACUAUAUGUGCCAAAAACUUGAAGGGCCAAUCACUACACCAACAGAUUCUUCGUAGACUACUCCAAGAUCUAGUACGCGAGAAAGCAUGCAAGGAACACGGAUUCUAUCUUGGCAUCACCGCCAUAAAAACCAUCGGUAAAAAUAACAACAGCAAUGAUAUUCAUGGAGUAGACGUGCUCAGAAUUCCGGUCUCCUUCACAUGCCGCACAUUCUUGCCUGUACGAGGAGAAAUAUUGCAAGGGGUAGUGGACAGAGUGUAUUGGAGCGGCGUUAUCAUCAGGUCUGGCCCACUCAGAUACGCAUACCUCUCUACCUUGAAAAUGCCGAAGUACCAGUAUGUUUCGACAGAGCCAGAGGGCGAUAAGGCAUAUUUUCAGAAAGACGAUCUCUCCAAGAUAGCUGUUGGAGUUGUUGUGCGGUUUGCGGUGAUGGACGUGCGGUUUGAGGAGAUACCAAACAAUAGAAGAAACGAUAUUUACGUUCUGGCAACUAUGGAAGGCGACGAUGCACUUGGUCCCAUCUCUCUUACAGGACCCGAUGAGCCAUAUAUGUGA
Messenger RNA from Arabis nemorensis, 597 nucleotides. NCBI's taxonomy places the organism in Eukaryota, Viridiplantae, Streptophyta, Magnoliopsida, Brassicales, Brassicaceae. The record is from the annotation of a GenBank genome assembly.